ACUAUAAUUAAUCUAAUCUCUUUGAGCAUGCGAAAUCCUUUGAUUGCGUAUGGAAUAUACAUCCAUGUCUUUCUUGUUCCACUAGCAAGGCAAGGACCAAAUUCUCACAUGUCUGUUUCGUUAUUACAACCUUCUUUCUUUAUGUCAAAGACAAGAAGCUACGCGAAAAUUCUUUUUGGAUCUCGGUUGUUCUUAACAGCGAUGGCUAUUCAUUCAAGUCUUCGGGUAGCACCACCAGAUUUUCAACAAGGUGGAAAUUCUCGUAUUCCGUAUGUACAUGUUCCUGCGGCUCGGAUGAGUAUUCUUGUUUAUAUCGCUUUGGCUAUAAAUAGUUUCUUGUUCCCAUUAACAAAACAUCCCCUUUUUCUUCGCUCUUUCAAAACCGGUAUAGAAAUUGGUGCUUUUUCUACUUUGUUUACCUUAGUGACUGGGGGGUUUCGGGGAAGGCCUAUGUGGGGUACCUUUCGGGUGUGGGAUGCUCGGUUAACUUCUAUAUUCAUCUUUUUCCUUAUUUACCCGGGUGCACUGCGUUUUCAAAAGCUUCCUGUCGAACUGGCUCCUAUUUCAAUCCGUGCUGGACCGAUCGAUAUACCAAUAAUAAAGUCUCCAGUCAACUGGUGGAAUACAUCGCAUCAACCUGGGAGCAUUAGCCGAUCUGGUACAUCAAUACAUGUUCCUAUGCCCAUUCCAAUCUUGUCCAACUUUGCUAACUCCCCCUUCUCAACCUGUAUCUUGUUCGUUCUGGAAACACAUCUUCCUAUUCCAUCUUUUCCUGAAUCUCCUUAA
Dioscorea cayenensis subsp. rotundata (Guinea yam) is the source of this 786-nucleotide messenger RNA. Its product is annotated as putative cytochrome c biosynthesis ccmC-like mitochondrial protein. The coding region runs from base 28 to 786 and encodes 252 amino acids. The record is from RefSeq and is a predicted model, not a curated record. Gene Ontology annotation, molecular function: heme transmembrane transporter activity; heme binding. Gene Ontology annotation, biological process: heme transport; cytochrome complex assembly. NCBI's taxonomy places the organism in Eukaryota, Viridiplantae, Streptophyta, Magnoliopsida, Dioscoreales, Dioscoreaceae. The transcript has a single exon. Gene Ontology annotation, cellular component: plasma membrane.